AUGAAUGAUCUAAUGACGAAAUCUUUCCUAAGUUAUGUGGAGUUAAAGAAACAGACCCGGAUUGACAUCAAGUCAGAGGAAACCGAUAUCGAGAAAGGGAAUCAAGAACAGAAGAUUGCUCCAUCUGACGAAACAAAUCUUUCUAACUUUUUUCAAGAAGUGGAUGUAAUCAAAUCCAACAUGGAAGAGAUCACAAAUCUCCUUUUUGAUCUCCAAACCUUAAACGAAGAGACCAAAUCCGCUCACAGCGCCAAAGUCCUUCGCGGGUUAAGAGACAGGAUGGAAUCUGAUAUGGUUUCGGUUCUUCGUAAAGCGAAUGUUGUCCGUGUAUGCCUUGAAUCUCUCGACAAUUCUAACGAAUCAAACCGGAGUUGUUACAAAGAAGGCAGCGCUGUGGACAGAACUCGGGUUGCUGUCUCAAACGGCCUGCGAGUAAAACUCAAAGAAAUGAUGAACGAUUUUCAGGAUUUGAGAAACAAGAUAGUGUCGGACCAUAAAGAGUAUCUCAAGAAAAGGUAUUAUAACGAAACCGGAGAGUACCCAGAUGAGGCAACGAUUGGAACGAUGGUUUCUGGAAGUGGGAAAGUGUUUGAAGGGAAGAAGGAUUUGGUUUUGGAGAAUAAAGAGAGGCAUGAAGCCGUGAUGGAUAUAAAGAAGAGUUUAAACAAGCUUCAUCAAGUUUUUCUUGAUAUGGCUGUUUUGGUGGAGGCACAAGGCCAGAAUCUGGAUGAUAUUGAACUGAAUGUAGCCAGAGCUGGAAGCUUUGUAAGUGGUGGAACAGAUAGUUUGUUCUAUGCUAAGCAGAUGAAGGAUAAGCACAGCAAGAACUGGGUGUGUUUUGUUUUAUCUGUGAUCAUAAUUAUAUGUCUGGUAUGCUUCAUAGCUAUGUUGUCUUCUUUCUGA
This is a messenger RNA of Cynara cardunculus var. scolymus (artichoke), 903 nucleotides long. Its product is annotated as syntaxin-112. The record is from RefSeq and is a predicted model, not a curated record. The coding region runs from base 1 to 903 and encodes 300 amino acids. Gene Ontology annotation, biological process: vesicle fusion; intracellular protein transport; exocytosis. Gene Ontology annotation, cellular component: SNARE complex; plasma membrane; endomembrane system. Gene Ontology annotation, molecular function: SNARE binding; SNAP receptor activity. The transcript has a single exon. NCBI's taxonomy places the organism in Eukaryota, Viridiplantae, Streptophyta, Magnoliopsida, Asterales, Asteraceae.